This is a messenger RNA of Calliphora vicina (urban bluebottle blowfly), 2853 nucleotides long. RefSeq names its product Dorsal interacting protein 3 (gene Dlip3). The record is from RefSeq and is a predicted model, not a curated record. The coding region runs from base 373 to 1398 and encodes 341 amino acids. The transcript has 4 exons. Gene Ontology annotation, molecular function: DNA binding. NCBI's taxonomy places the organism in Eukaryota, Metazoa, Arthropoda, Insecta, Diptera, Calliphoridae.
UAGUCUUGCCAACACUGGAAACAAUCUAAAAGAUGCAAAUAUUUUAUAUAUGAAAAGGACAUGCGCGUAUAUGUCACAACAAAAAUAACAACACGAAGAUGAGUAAAAUGUCACAAUUGUAGAAUACUUGUCAAACAAGAGCCAGAAGAAAUACAUAAAAUACAUUCAUAUGUGUGUAUUUAUGUAUAUGCAUGCAUAUGCAGAAAAGAUACAUUCGAAGAAACAUUAAUUCUUUACCAGGAUCAAUCAAUACUCGUACAUAGUAUAAAGUAAUAGGUUUUUUUUGUGAUUUGUAUUGUUGUUUUAUAUCUUGCAAAAAAGUGCAACAAACUUAAAGGUGAAUAGAAUUAACUACUACAAGAUUUAUUACAAAUGGAUCGUGAAGGAUACGGACCUGAAUUUGAUGAUCGUUUGAUAAAAUUGGUUAAAGAAAAUGCUGCCAUUUACGAUGUCAGCCAUCCUCAUUAUCGUCGAACUCCAGUCCGUAUGGCAAUAUGGGAUAAUAUUGCUAAGGAAUUGGGAGCACCAUCUCGAUUUUUACAAACAAAGUGGAAAAAUAUACGAUACAAUUAUCUACAGGAGCAAAAGUGCCUCGAAACAGGCACCGUUAACACAAACAUAAGGAAAAGAAGGUUCACAGAAGAUUUGUCGUUUCUAAAGUAUACAGCUUAUCGUAGAGAUGGUAUAACGCCAACAAAAACGAAUUGCAACGGAUCUGAUGACAGCAACAGUUAUAUGUAUCCCGACAAUUUAGCAUCAGCCAGUAACACAUAUGAGGUUAUCGAACUGGACCAAAGUGAAGACGAAGCCGAUGACUUUAUGCCGGAUGUUUCGGCAUUUUUAGCUCCAAUGAAUGAUAUAACGCGAAACAGUCCACAGGAUCCGUAUGGUCAACCGGAUAAUCCAGAAGAGGCUAGUGGUAUAACAACAAAGAUUGAACCCAAACCAGAACUAGAAGUAACAAUACAACAAUACCAAAACAAAUCAACGAAAAAUUUAAAACGUUCCGUUUCACCGACGAAUUCUCACUCUUCUUCACGAUCAUCACCACUGCUAACACCAAUUUUAACAGCUCCAGCGAUAAUCAAAAAUGGAAGCGACAAAAAAAGUAUAAGUAAUGGUAACAGUGAAUUCUACAACGAGGUUACGAUACAGCCAUUACCACCAGCUUCACCAUUGAAACGACAAUUAACUUUGUCGCCCCACGAUCAAAUAUCUAUAAACAGUGGAAAGCGUAAAACAACUCCAACACUGGUACCAAUAAAUAACGAUGCAAUUGAAUUAUAUUGCCUCUCAUUGGUUGAUUGUUUUCGGGCUAUGCCACGUUCGGAAAGAGAGAGGGUUAAAUUCGAAUUUGCUAAAAUCCUUAAAGACGCUGAAUAUAAAGACCAAAUGUAAAAUUCGACUUGACUCCGAGUAUGAAAUCUUUAGUGCAACAAUUUUUAUACUAUAGCGGUAUUCACAAUGUAGAGUACUGGGCCUGGCCUGGUAAUGUAGUAAAACAGAGAGCACAUUAGCACAUACCAAAAACAAACUUCUUUACACUUUUGUUUUACAAAAUACAUGAGUUACUUUUUGUUUGAUAUUUUAUGAUACUUUUUUUUAAAAAAUUGUUAAAGUAAUAAAAUGUUUUAAUGAAAGAAACAGCCAGGACAAAUUAUUUAUAAAUGCAGUAAAUAGCAUGAAUACCAUUUUAUUGUUUGCAAAACAAACAGGUGCGUUCUCAAGUUUUUUACUAGAGCUCCACAUCAUGAAUACCGCUUAUGUAUUUUUAAACCAUUCACGUGUAUCAAUAAUAAACCAGCUCUUUAAAAAUAAAUUUGUCUUUAGCAUAAGAUACCAAAGAACAGCAUUAUACCUAUAUAAUAUGAAUUUAUUUAUAAGAGCAUGUCAUUAAAUUUUAAUUACAUUCUUUAGCAUUACAAAUAACAAUCGGCGGUGUUCUAUAAACCGAGUGCUCUACAAAUCGCACGAUUGGAAUACAUACAUAUAUAUGUACAUUAGGAGUUUAACUUAUUUAUUUUCAAUAACCUAGACUAGAUGCCAUAAUCGGUCACAAAUUUCUACUUAAAAUACACAUGGAAUAAACAAAUACAUUUACAAUUUUUGAAAGUAUAUACUCUUAUGUAUUGAAACCGUAUAGUAGAGCAUAAACAAAUUUGCGGUCGUUUUUGCGGUCGGGAACACAUUGAAGUUCGGUAUAAGCAAUAAUUUUAAAUUUUCUGAUAUAAAAUGGUUAAAGAAAGAAAGAGUCGAAGUUUACCCGUUUUACAUUUUUUUACACUAAAUAUACAUUCCAUGUUUCAAAAAGUUUAAUAGUAUACUACAUCAAUGUCAACUGCGUAACGAUAAAGACGAAUUUUGGUUAAACCCCCCAUGGGGAACACAUUUAAGUUCGGUAUAAGCAAUAAUUUUAAAUUUACUGAUAUAAAAUGGUUAAAGAAAGAAAGAGUCAAAGUUUACCCGUUUUGCAUUUUUUUUACACUAAAUAUACAUUCCAUGUUUCAAAAUGUUUAAUAGUAUACUACAUCAAUGUCAACUGCGUAACGAUAAAGACGAAUUUUGGUUAUAUACAUCAUAGCUGUAACUUGUGAAUAAAAUAAAAAAUAGAAAUAUUUUUUAUAUUUUAGUUUUUGUUUCCAAUUAUAAAUAUUUAUUUUCCAAAUUAUUUAUUAGUUAAAUAAAGUAUUUGUCUAAUUUAUUAAUAAUAUUUACAGUUAAAUUUAUGCAUAUUUGUAUCUUUUAAACCAAAUAAAUUAUGAAUAAAAUCAUUUUAUAUUUUGACUAAAUUAUAUUGAGAUUUUUAAGAAAAUAAUAAAAUUUAAUAUUUCAUUUAGAUACAAACAACUAAUU